AAUUGCCGAAUCAUCUGUCCUGCCCGGACUGCUGGAAGCGGCCGCAACGCCAUGUUGACGAAGUCUCCCAUCUCCGUGAGAAAAAAAUGAUAGAAAACACACUUACUGAGAAGAAAAGGUAAACUGCUGAAGGAGGUUGAAGAUCGCGGCAAAUAUUUAUUUGAAGAAACGAACCGAACCGGAUCCGCGGAGGUUCCGGACGGGCAAGGGAGGCAAAACCUCCCACCGUCCCCAUGAAUAGCACCGCUGAUCCGAACAGCGACUUUCCAUGAAAAAGACGUUUGUGUUGCUAUUCGAGCUUCGUUAUCCCAGUUUGUCAAAGGGAUCUGGGGCCUGCUUCAAGAAUUCGCAGCGCUCGGUAUAUGUAUGCGAGCUAGGCUUUGUUUGUAUCAGUAUUUAUUAAGGUAUUGUUUUCAUUUGUUAAUUUUUUUGCGAUGAGUUUGCCAUCGAAAGUGGUCCCCAAAUCCGCCACUGUCGCAGUUAGCGGACCUGGAACUGGCCCUUCUCCGUCGAGCCAACUGCGGGCUACCCUGACCUCCGUGUCUUUACCGCCGGGAGCCCCAACCGCUCCUCAGCCUACCGCUGUUCCGCCACCUCAAAUCCCACGGGUUCAGCCAUCACUGGACGACCGAAUCUUCCCCACACAGCCUGGAGUCGCUGCAGUCUACAGCGUACCCAGGCACGCUGGCCCUCCUUACACUGCUCACGACAUCACAAAGGGACACCCUAACUUAGCGGGCACCCCGCCUGGUCAUGCCCACUCCACUGCGCUCUCUCAGGUAUCAGUACCCACAGCUUCCGCAUAUCGCUACCCUAAGGGCUGGGAGGCAGGCGGAGGGUCUCCAUACAACCCUGGACAAAAUGCUGGCUCCGCCCCUCUGGUGUAUUCUCCCCAGACACAGCCAAUGAAUGCACAGCCACAGAGUCGCCCGUUUGCCACGGGCCCUCGACCAACCCACCAUCAGUUUUUCCAGAGGACUCAGAUGCAGACUGCGAGGCCUGCUAUCCCUACCAACACGCCCUCCUUACGGCCUGGCUCUCAGACCCCCACAGCGGCGGUCUACCCCGCUAAUCAGCCAAUUAUGAUGGCCAUGGCCCCCAUGCCUUUCCCCUCUCCACAGGCUGCACAGUACUACAUCCCACAGUAUCGCCACAGCACGCCCUAUGUGGGACCCCCUCAGCAGUAUUCUGUGCAGCCCCCAGGGUCUGGCACCUUCUAUCCUGGUCCCGGGCCAGGGGAGUACCCUUCCCCAUAUCAUCCCCUCAGGUACCACCCACCUGUCUCACCCUCUGUCCCUGCUCCCGUUCCCACAGCUGGCCCCCCCUACUACCCAGGACAGACUGUGUACCCCCCCUCACCCCCCAUCAUAGUGCCUACACCACAGCAACCUCCACCAGCCAAGCGCGAGAAAAAAACAUCCUCCCAGAUCCGUAUCCGUGACCCCAACCAGGGUGGCAGGGACAUCACCGAAGAGAUCAUGUCAGGGGGGUCAGGGAGCAGGAAUCCAACGCCCCCUGUCGGAUGCCCUUCCUCUACCCCCACCCCUCCACAGCAGCAGCCGAGCAGCAGCCAGACUCCGGAGCAGCAGCAGCAGUCCCAGCCCCAGCCACCUCAGCCGCAGCAGGCCCAUCCUGGAGCCUACAGCCUGGAGCCCCCACAGCUGCAGCCACAGCCCCAGCCCCAGUCGGCCCCAGCCCCGGCCCCGGCCCCGGCCCCAGCCCUGGCAACUGGGGCUUCAGACACCAAACCAGGGCCAGAUGAUACGCCAAAAUUGGAGCCAGCUGUCCAGAAGUCUUCCUCACCUGGGCUAGUGCAGCCUGAGCCCCCAGUGGAGAGAUUGGAGACCAGUGCCCCUGCAACUGAGCCCUCGCUCCCCGCUGAACCAGAGCUUCCCUCCCCUGCCCCAGCAGUAGCCCCCGUCACUGUCCCACUUCCUGUGGGCAACGCUGGCGAGCCCGUCGCUUCAGCUGCUUCUUCUUCCUCCUCGACUGGGGAGCCCAAACCAACUCUGGCACCGCCUCAGACUCAGACCCUCAAUACAGACAAGCCUCCUUCAGAAGCCCCACGUGCCCGGGCUGCUUCACCGACUCCAGCUCCCAAAGCCCUGAAUGGCCUUGCAGACCCUGGGGCUGAGCUGGAUCCCUCAGCUCCGGAGCCUUCUCCUCUGGCUUCAGCUCCACUCCAGCCCCAGACUUCUGCUCCCGCUUAUAAGGAGGCCACCUCGGAGACUUUGCCCUCUGACAUGAGGCCAGAGGUGCCCAUUGCUGCUGCCCUCGCCCCCUUGGCACCUGUGGCUGUGGUGCCGGUCACCCUGACCUCAAGCCCUGGUCCGGCUAUGCCGGCACCCCCUCCUGGCCUUCCACCUCUAGUACAGGCCACAGCAGAUGCCAGUGAGCCUAGCAAGCCCGUAGACACUAAAGACCUUCCCCUCAAAGUAGGGACAGAGGCACAUGUCAGCAUAGCUGACAGCAAAACAGAGCCCCAGCAACAAGCAUUCACCAGGAAGAGUCCUACUACAGUAAGUCAGACUGCUUCUGCCACACCAAAGACCUGGAGGAAACCAAAUGAAGGGAGUCCUGUAGGAGACACGCUUCAGAAGGAGAGUGAGGACGAGCCCCAACCAGUGGAGCAGGCUGCGGGAGAGCAGCCCUUGCUUUCUGCUCCACUGAGCAGUGGCCCCCCACCCCUGCCGUCAGCCUUUGCCUCGGCACCUUCUCCGGCUUCCGCCUCGGGCCCGCAGCCUGAGGAGAAGCCCACCACUCCAGAGGAGAACGGCGAAGCUGAGCUGGAGCCCAUGAGGAAUGGGGCGGGCCACAUCUCCGAGACGGAGAGCAGCGACAGUGGAGCCACCCCAGGAGACAAAGAGAACUCCACAGGGGCACCCCAGGACAUGGAAGACCUGGCUGAGCCCAACGGGAAGCGGCAGUAUGACAGGGACUUCCUGCUGGGCUUCCAGUUCAUGCCUGCCUGCAUACAGAAGCCUGAGGGCCUCCCGCCGAUCAGCGAUGUGGUGCUGGACAAGAUCAACCAAAACAAGUUGCCAUCUCGAGUGGUGGAUUCCAGGGUGAUAUCCAGAGGGCCUGAUUUCACACCCGCCUUCGCAGACUUUGGCAGACAGAUGACUGGGGGACGAGGCGCUGCACUGAUGAAUAUGGGCACACGCCGGCCUCCGCCCAGGAAGAUCAUCAUGAAUGUGUCGGUGAAUGACGACGUUCAGCUGAAAAAAGCAGAGAAUGCCUGGAAACCUGGCAUGAAGAGGGAGGGCCUCACAGAGGACCCAGAAACACAGAAAACACAGGAGCUGUUCAGGAAGGUGCGCAGCAUCCUGAACAAGCUGACGCCUCAGAUGUUCCACCAGCUGAUGAAGCAAGUGACAGACCUGACCAUCGAUACAGAAGAGAGGCUGAAGGGGGUCAUCGACCUCGUCUUCGAGAAGGCCAUCGAUGAGCCCAGCUUCUCCGUAGCCUACGGAAACAUGUGCCGCUGCCUUGCCACGCUCAAAGUGCCCAUGACAGACAAACCCAGCAACACAGUGAACUUCCGUAAGCUGCUUCUCAACCGCUGCCAGAAAGAGUUUGAGAAGGACAAGGUGGAUGAUGUGGUGUUCGAGAGGAAGCAGAAAGAGCUGGACUCUGCUGCAUCAGGGACGGAGCGUGAGCGUCUUCAGGAAGAGCUGGAGGAGGCCAAGGACAAGGCCCGCCGGCGCUCCAUCGGCAACAUCAAGUUUAUCGGUGAGCUCUUUAAACUCAAGAUGCUGACAGAGGCCAUCAUGCACGACUGUGUGGUCAAGCUGCUCAAGAACCAUGACGAGGAGUCCCUGGAGUGCCUGUGCAGGCUGCUCACCACUAUUGGCAAGGACCUCGAUUUUGAAAAAGCCAAGCCUCGCAUGGAUCAGUAUUUCAAUCAGAUGGAGAAAAUUGUCAAGGAGCGGAAGACAUCGUCUCGGAUACGGUUUAUGUUACAAGAUGUAAUAGACCUGAGAUUGCACAACUGGGUGUCCAGGAGAGCCGACCAGGGCCCUAAAACCAUUGAGCAGAUCCACAAGGAAGCUAAGAUUGAAGAGCAGGAGGAGCAGAGGAAGGUGCACCAGCAGCUACUCUCCAAGGACAGCAAGAGACGGCCAGACCCAAGAGAUCAAAGAGAGCAGCGUGUGCAGAGAGAUGAGACCUGGAACACUGUGCCCAUGACCAAGAACAGCAGGACCAUUGACCCUACCAAGAUCCCAAAGAUCUCCAAGCCUCAGAUGGAUGAGAAGAUCCAGCUGGGCCCACGGGCUCAAGUCAACUGGAUGAAGGGCAGCAGUGGAGGAGCCAAGGCCAGCGACUCAGAACUAUCACGGUCAGGUGGCAGUAGUCUCAACCGUUACUCUGCGCUGCAGUCCACUCCUUCAUCUCAACCCUCCACCCCUCCUGCACAGAACCAAGACUACGACUCCAGGAGAACCCUGGGAAGUCGCAGCAGUGCAGGGAGAGAACGCAGCGAGAAGCCGCUGAGCUCCGCCCCGUCGUCACGGCCCGGGCCUUUCAUCAGGGGAGGCAGUUCCAAGGAGCUGCUUGAGAGCCAAAUCCCUGAGGAGACCCGCAGAGACAGGGAGCGAGAGGGCGCCGAGCCCCGGAGACCCAGCGUCACAGAGGACAAAACGGAGACUGAGCGCAACAGAGUCAGAGAGCCUGUGAAACCUGAGCCUGUGGCCCAGACCCCGGACAGACCUGCCGUCUCUGAGGAGGAGAUGGAGAGGAAAUCGAAGUCCAUUAUUGACGAGUUCCUGCACAUUAACGAUUACAAGGAAGCUGUCCAGUGUGUGGACGAACUGGACCUGCCCUCUCAUCUCCACAUCUUUGUGCGCGUGGGGGUGGAGUCCACCCUGGAGCGCAGUCAGAUCACACGGGACCACAUGGGCCAGCUCCUCUUCCAGUUGGUGCAGCAGGGAAUCCUGCCCAAAAGCCAGUUCUACAAAGGGUUUGUGGACACCCUGGAGCAAGCGGAUGACAUGGCCAUCGACAUUCCCCACAUCUGGCUGUACCUGGCUGAGCUGCUCAACCCUGUGCUGAGGGAAGGGGGCUUCUCUAUGAGAGAGCUCUUUAGUGAAUUAAGCAAACCUUUGCUUCCUGUUGGAAGAGCUGGGAUCUUAUUUUCUGAAAUACUGCACAUACUAUGCAAACAAAUGAGCCAUAGGAAAGUGGGUGUUUUGUGGAGGGAAUCUGGCCUCAGCUGGAGUGACUUCCUACCAGAGGGAGAAGACGUCCAGGCUUUCAUCUCACAACAGAAUCUCCAGUUCACUGUGUCAGACUCCUCCAGCCCCGAGGCGGCUCUGUCCAAACGGAUCCUGUCUCCUGACGAGCUGAGCCUCCAGCUUGAGAGACUUCUCCUGGAGGAUAUGGCCAGUGAUGAGCAGAUCUUUGACUGGGUAGAGGCAAAUCUAGAUGAAUCUCAGAUGAGCUCGUCUCCAUUCCUGAGGGCUUUGAUGACAGCUGUGUGUAAGGCAGCAGUGAAAGAUGAGAGCACCACCUGUCGAGUGGACACAGCCAUCAUCCAGAGGAGAUUGCCUGUAUUACUCAAGUACCUUAACUCAGACACUGAGCGACAGCUGCAAGCACUUUAUGCACUUCAGGCGCUGAUCGUUACCCUAGAUCAGCCUCCAAACCUUCUCCGGAUGUUCUUUGACUGUCUGUAUGACGAGGACGUCAUCUCGGAGGAUGCUUUCUACAAGUGGGAGAUGAGCAAGGACCCCGCGGAGCAGCAGGGCAAGGGCGUAGCCCUCAAGUCGGUCACAGCCUUCUUCACCUGGCUGCGCGAGGCCGAGGAGGAGUCGGAAGACAAUUGACAAGGGAGUCUGCGGCUGCCGCUGCCAGCCCAGACCACGACGUAGAAGAACUGCAUCCUCACAGCAGAACAAACAAACAGACACACUCAAAAUGCGCAUGGGCAGGACGACAUGUUUACGGCUGGAAUUUUUUUCUGCGGUACGGUUCUGAAACAUGCCGCCAUUUUGAGUUUGGAUUCCAACGGCGGAAGCACUAAAUACCUGUAUUAUACAUAGAAAAUAUUUUUGUUUUAAAUUUUAACUUACUUUUCUUUUGUUACUUUUUAAGAAGAGACUUAAAAGAUACAUAGGUUCUGGACUCUUUAAUUUAUUAUUUUUUUAAGGACUGCAAAUACGGAAGUUUAUUUAACAUUUGCAGAUGCUCACAAUGAGAACAUUGAUGACAAUAGAAAUAACUAUUAUUAAUUAUAACAAAAUAAUAAUUGUGAAAUAAAUAGCUUCCCUGGAUUCCAAAAUGGUGGGUUGAAAACAGGGUAAAAACAAAGUUAUUUUGGGAUGAAGGGGAAGCAGAGAUAAUGAGUGGAUGCACAGGAACUAUUAACGUUGUCCUUGUAUGACGUUGUCCUCGAGGUCAGAGGUUAUCGCUGAAUAACCUGGAAGUGUUCCCUCAGCUUUGGCUUGCUCCAUGUGAUAUGUACAUACACCUCACGAGAGGGAGAAGUAUGCAUUCAAGAAGCAAUGCAAAUCAAUCCACAAAAGAACUCUCAACUGAACUUGAAACAAACACCACCGACGAACAAAUAGAUCCAUUCAAUUGAGAUGAGCAAAAUGCAAGUUUAAAAAGCAGGGUUGCUGAACAUGAAGUGCUUGUAAUACUUCAGACAUACAGAGCAAAUUAAAAGCUUGUAAAUACAUUAAAGACAAAAAGGUAUUUAAAAAAAAAAAAUCACUGCUGAUUUCCAUGAUUGUUACUUUGACUGCCAGUGUUUGUGAACAUGUGAAGUUUUACAUUCCUCUGUCAGAUUGUUUUUUGCAGUGCUCCCUUUGCUUACAUGUGUGAGGUAAAGAUUCGCUUUUCCCACUCUGGAUGACACAUCCCAUCCUUGAAGAAGAGCUGUGGUGGCAUUUGUCCCAGAGGGGCAAUUUGGUUCCCCGCCUGCAUGGACUCUCUUGAUGUGAUGUAUUUCCAUGUUGAAACAGGAUGUUUGGGCGGGACAUGGUGCAAGGAA
Molecule: messenger RNA, 6994 nt
Organism: Myripristis murdjan (pinecone soldierfish)
Lineage: Eukaryota; Metazoa; Chordata; Actinopteri; Holocentriformes; Holocentridae
Gene: eif4g3a
Product: eukaryotic translation initiation factor 4 gamma, 3a
Exons: 34
Coding region: 435-5825 (1796 amino acids)
Cellular component (GO): eukaryotic translation initiation factor 4F complex
Molecular function (GO): protein binding; mRNA binding; translation initiation factor activity
Source: RefSeq, a predicted model, not a curated record